AUGCUGCUGGGUGCGAUCAUUUCCUCUUUUAUGCUGCUGGCGAGCGCACAACCCCACGAGCGAGGGCUCUCUGCCGAGCCUGUGGGCGACUGCUCCCAACUCCCCGCAUACAACGACGACACACAAAUUGCUGGUCCCUGGACGGUCAGCAUUGCCUCCUGCUAUAAUGGAACGGCAAGCGAUAGCAGAUGCACCAUUGAAGGCUUUGGAUCUAGCUCUGAUGUGACACGCCAACGGGGCGACCAGAGUGAUCUGAUUGAACAUGGAUUUAUUACUAUUGCCAGCGACAACGAUAAUGUCAAAACGCAACUCCGCUGCAACGGCGCCCUAAACCGGAUUGAAGCUUAUGUUCCCUCGGGCCACGGCGCCUUGGACUGGCAUGCCGUCGGCAUCAACCACCACCCGAGCACAGGUCGACUGGUCUGGGGGAGAGACGCUGAGCCAGUGCAGGCAUAUCGACACUAUCGACGGGGGCAACCCGUGGAAGGGUUCUUCCUCGGGUCGGAAAACCAGACCAACUGGGCAGUCCAUUCAUCCGGGAGGGAUGUGAGCAUCCUGGACUUCAAGCCAUACUGGGUGAUACGAUUGAUGAUUCCGGAGACCACCUUCCGGGACAACGAGUUCCACACCUUGAUUCAAAUCGAUGGAUGA
Molecule: messenger RNA, 651 nt
Organism: Penicillium salamii
Lineage: Eukaryota; Fungi; Ascomycota; Eurotiomycetes; Eurotiales; Aspergillaceae
Source: the annotation of a GenBank genome assembly